Molecule: messenger RNA, 894 nt
Organism: Emiliania huxleyi CCMP1516
Lineage: Eukaryota; Haptophyta; Isochrysidales; Noelaerhabdaceae
Exons: 2
Coding region: 1-894 (297 amino acids)
Biological process (GO): mitotic cell cycle phase transition; regulation of cyclin-dependent protein serine/threonine kinase activity
Cellular component (GO): cytoplasm; nucleus; cyclin-dependent protein kinase holoenzyme complex
Molecular function (GO): cyclin-dependent protein serine/threonine kinase regulator activity
Source: RefSeq, a predicted model, not a curated record
AUGGCGGUCGACUCGGAGGGCAGCGAGGGCCGCCGGGCGCGCCCGUGCGCGCUGCAGUGCGCGCACAUCGCGCACGAUAUCUUCGCCUACCUGCGUCUGCGCGAGCUCCGCCACCGCGUGCCGCCCCACUUCCUGGCGUCGCAGCACGACAUCAACGCUACCAUGCGCGGCAUCCUCGUCGACUGGCUGGUCGAGGUGGGGGAGGAGUACAAGCUGCAGCGCGAGACGCUGCACCUGUGCGUCAACUACAUCGACCGCUUCCUCACCCACGUCCCCGUCGCCCGCUCCAAGCUCCAGCUCGUCGGGGUCGGCUGCAUGCUCCUCGCGGCAAAGUACGAGGACGUCUCCCCGCCGACGGUCGACGACCUGGUCUACAUCUCGGACAACACGUACACGCGGGACGAGAUCCUCGCGAUGGAGGGCGCCGUCCUCCAGCGCCUCAACUUCGACCUCUCCGCAGUCACCUCGAUCGCCUUCCUGCCCCGCUUCUGCACCCCGCUGCUCGCCGCCGACGCGACGGCGCUCUGCUUCUACCUGUGCGAGCUCACGCUGCCGGAGGUCGGCUUCGUGCAGUUCAUCCCGUCCGAGGUGGCGGCCGCCUCGAUCCACCUCGCGCUCCACACGCUCCGCCUCCCCUCCUGGAGCGCCGACCUCGAGGCGCCCCCCCCCCCCCCCCUCCCCCGCCCCCCCGCCCCCUCUGAACCGCGGCUCCUCGACGCGGCCGUCACCGGCUACUCGCGCGCGCGCCUCGCCGGCUGCGCCUCCGCGCUGUACGACCUCCACCGCACGGCGGACGUCGCCGCCCUGCAAGCCGUCCGCGAGAAGUACAGCAGCCGGCGCUUCUUUGGCGUCUCGACGCUGCAGCCCGCACCGAGCUCGCCUGUCGCGGCGUGA